CGUUGGCUGUGCACUAAUACUGGUGUGCGUUGCUUUCGAUUGUGGCAUUGUGCUGUGUAUUAGCACGAAUGAGAAACAGAGUAGCAGUGAAAACACAGCAAUCGCGUCUGUGUAUUUUUGUGAACAUCGUUGGUUGUGCACAAUCAUUUCUUAGAGUAGACGCCGAAUAAUUAGAUUUUCUGCUGGCGUGUGUCAAGUCCAAAACAGUGUUACGUAUGACAGAAAAUAUGGAAGCGUUUAAAAGUGAUGAGCAGCAAACCGCAGCGAAUCAAGAAAAAGACGAACAAGUUACUAUCGCAGAAGUCUAUAAAAUCAUUGGUUUGGGUGAUGACGCGAACGAUUCAGCCAAAAAUGAAGAAAAUCAGGCAAAUGAUGAGAUGAAUAUUGGAAGUGCACACGGAACUUCGACGCCGCAAAAAGUUGGAAUGGCGUUAGAAUUCGGUAAUAAAAUUCUUUAUGGUUUGUUCUUUUUGUUUUAAUUAAAAAGUGAAUUUAUUUCAGAUUGGAAUAGUGAACCAUUGGAUUUUAACGAAGAUUUAGUUGAUGAUUUAAUCUCUUCGCAAAAAUUGAGCUCAUCAUUGGUGGAGUUACCAUCAUCGCAAAAUGUUAAUUCGUCAAAGACAGAUUCUUUGCGAAAUUUGAACUUAUCAAUGGUGGAAUUGUCCUCAUCGCAAAAUGUUAAUUUAUCAAGUGCUUCGAAUGCCAGCGAUUCAAUUGUGAAUUCGAAUAAAAUGCAGGCGAAAAUACGGAAGGAAAAUGGAUUGCGCAUAAAGAAUAUGAUUGGAUUCUUCAAGAACGAAGGCGUUUCUUUUUUUAAAGCCAAGCGUGUAUACCAAGCACUGUAUGAAGACCGAAUGGAUCUUGAUGUUUUGAUGUGCUUUGUCAUUACUGGGCAAGUGGUCAUCAUCGAUCAGAAAUUAAUUCUGCCUGAAUGGUUACAACGUAGACCAUUGUCAAAGGUUAACAAAGUUGGUGUCAAAAAUUAACAAUUUAUUGUGCGCUGCAAUUUUUGUAAGCUGCAUUUAGUUAUUCAAUUUUUUUGCUUUUAAAUCAUUCUUUGUUAAACCAAAUUCCUUGACGGAACCAAAUUAAUGAACCAAAACGAUGGACAAAACGAUGUCUCUCUAAUUUAAUUUAGAAUUGAAAUACAGUUAUAUUUGUAUUUUAUUAAAAUGAUUUAUGAAUAUUGAUUUCAAAUAAAGCAACAAUCAAAUAUUGUGUGUUGUAAAUGUUAUUUCGUGAAGUGUGUUGAUUUUAUGUGAAGCAAAAUUGUUGGCGCCAAAUGAUUGAUGUUUUUGCCGUAACUGUAAACAAUUAUCAUGUGUUUCUCUGAUUCUUUUGUUAAUUUACAGCUGAAUAGUAUAACCGAAAGCAACGCAUAUCAGUAUUUGUGCUCAACCAAUGUGCUCGCAAAAAUACAUAGACGCGUUUGUUGUGUUUAAUUUGUUCUCUGUUUCUCUUUCGUGUUUAUACACAGCAGAUCAGCACAACCGAUGGCAAGGCAUACCAGUAUUUGUGUACAACCAACAAUGUUUUCAAAUCACGUUUCUAUGUUGUGAUACGAGCAGCAUUUGUUGUGUAUUGGCAAAUAAUGUAGAACUGAGAAUUACAGCAAACGUGUCUAUGUAUUUUUGCGAGUACCGUUGGUCUUGCACUAAUACUGGACCAUGUUAACUUCGUUUGUGUUGUUGUGUGCGUACCGGCAAAUUAAGCGUAUCAAUGUUCUGCACCGAUUGGGCAUUCCAAUGGGAAUUUGAGUGAGCGUGCAAGUGUUAUCUCAUAUAUCUGCUAUUUUUCAUCGUCAAUAAACAUAUUUUUUCUUGGAUUUUGGUAAUUGAAUAAAUAGGAAUUAAAAUUUAGUUUCGACUGUGAGUUGAUGUGUUUUAUUUUUGUGUAUAGUUAUAAUUAUGCCGCGACCGAGACGUGGCGCCAAUAUUGGUCGUCGUACUCAUAAUGCAAGACGAGUUGCAUCUGCUAUAGCAGGUGAAUCUGAAGCGGAACGUGAAGUGAGACUUGAACAGCAAAGAGAGCGUCAAUCGAGAUCGCGUUCUGCUCAAACAAACGAAGAACGAGUCGCGAGUAAUUCUUCGGAUCGAGCGAGAAUGAGUCGCAAUCGCGCUGUUAGAAGUCGUGCCAAUGACAAUAUUAAUCAGCGAGUAAUGCGUGCUGCUUUCAAUUAUGAUAGUGAAGUUGACUAUUGUUCUCUUCCAUGCCUUUCAAUCGGAACUAUGACUAACGUCUGCGAACAGUGCAAUGCAUUUAAAUUUCCAUCGGAAACUCCUGGAAUGUGUUGUGCAAAUGGACAAGUAAAAUUGCCUGUUUUGAAUCCUCCUCCUGAGCCUUUGAGGUCAUUAGUUUCUGGUUUGACUCCAGAAUCGAAUCAUUUUUUGUCUAAAAUACAGCAGUACAAUUCAUGUUUCCAAAUGACGUCUUUCGGCGCCUCAAAUAUAAUCAGAGAUGGAUUCAUGACUUUUAAGGUAAUUACUGAACACGACACUAACAAUGAGUUCUAUCGUGAGAUUGCAUCAAAUGUUUCAUGUAUGCAGAUUCAAGGUCAAAUCUAUCAUCGAAUUGGAUCGUUAUUACCAUGUUUGGAUUCCAAUCAUUCCUUUUUGCAAAUAUAUUUCAUGGGAAAUUCAGAUGUUGAAAUUGAACGGCGUUGUGUGGUGUCACAAAAUCCAAAUGAUGGUAAUGCAUUGAGAAGAGGAAUAAUUGAAAGAUUGCAGCAGUUUUUUCACGAUGAAAAUUGUUUGAUCAAAUUAUUUCAAACUGCCCUUGAUCAAAUGCCUUCGGAUUCUCAUAGAAUUGUUAUUCGGGCCGAUAAAGCACCUGGUGGAAUUCAUGCUGGAAGGUUAAACGCACCAACAAUUGAUGAAGUUGCCGUAUUAAUUGUGGAUGAAGGAGCGAGCAGUCGAGAUAUUGUACUUCAUCGUCGAGAUCAAAGUGUUGUGCAUGUUUCGGAAACUCAUCGUUGUUAUGAUGCGUUGCAGUACCCAAUUUUGUUUUGGCAAGGCGAGGAUGGUUAUCAUUUCAAUAUUAAGAUGAAACAUCGUUUAACUGGUUAGUUACAAUAAAAUGCAUCACACAUUUUGUGAAUUAUUGAUACUUAAUAUUCGCAUUUAUUUCAGGCUUGGAAAUAGCAAAAAAAGUUAGUGCGAUGAACUAUUAUUCGUACAGAUUAAUGGUUCGGCUGAACGAAAUUAAUCAUAUAUUGAAUUGUAGAAGGCUUUGCAACCAAUUUAUAGUUGAUGUUUACGCUAAAAUUGAGUCUGAACGAUUGAAUUUUAUUCGAUUUAAUCAGAAAAAGUUAAAAUCCGAACAAUAUAUUCAUUUGCGCGAUGCAAUUCAGAAUGAUGGGAAUAUCAACGAUAUUGGCCAAAUGACAAUAUUACCAGCAACAUAUACUGGAAGUC
Messenger RNA from Eupeodes corollae, 3413 nucleotides. RefSeq lists its product as uncharacterized. The transcript is spliced from 3 exons. The coding region runs from base 1908 to 3065 and encodes 385 amino acids. Lineage: Eukaryota; Metazoa; Arthropoda; Insecta; Diptera; Syrphidae. The record is from RefSeq and is a predicted model, not a curated record.